Molecule: messenger RNA, 3080 nt
Organism: Capsaspora owczarzaki ATCC 30864
Lineage: Eukaryota; Filasterea; Ministeriida; Capsasporidae
Exons: 4
Coding region: 64-2127 (687 amino acids)
Biological process (GO): glycerolipid biosynthetic process
Molecular function (GO): diacylglycerol O-acyltransferase activity
Source: RefSeq, a predicted model, not a curated record
GCGCGCCGGUGAUCUUGCGUCCGAGGUCGGCAAGAACCAUGGCUGAAGUAGAACGAUUGAAAGAUGGAAGGAAGAGUGAGCAGUCCUCUUCCUCUUCUUCUUCUUCUUGUACAUUCCCUUCUGAUUGAAACAAUGCCGCUGUGUGAUAUUCCCCCUAUGCAUGGCGCGCCGCCAGUGUCGCUGCAUUACGUGGUUGAGGGCCGCGGGCCGCGUCGGAUUCUGUUUGUGAUGGGCCUGGGCGCGACGCUGGACGGGUGGAUGUUCCAGCACGCGCACUUUGGCAAGCGCCAUCCAGACAAGUACACUGUGUGCGUGUUUGACAACCGCGGCAUUGGCGAGUCGGACUACAACUCGACCGUCAACUCGACCUCGAUCAUGGCGAACGACGCGUUGGCGCUCCUCAAUCACCUCGGCUGGCACUCGGACGUCCACCUCGUCGGCAUCUCCAUGGGCGGUAUGAUUUCAAUGGAAGCGGCAUCCCGCGCUCCCGAGGUCUUUGCGUCGCUCACACUCGUCAACACGCAUGCGGGAGAGUGGAGACCAACUCCGUUGGCAACCUCGGCGCUGUUUCUGCGAUCCAUGACCGCAAAAGAUACCACAUCACGUUUGGAAGCACUCUUCCGGCUGCUUCAUAGCCAUCGCCUCGACCCCAAGGGGCAGCGCGGGAAGGCCAUCAUCGAAGCGCUUCGCAUGCGCAUUGCGAAAGGGCGUCCUUCUCGGUUUGGAUUUCUCGGACAGCUUGGGGCCGUCUUCCGCCACUCGGUCUCGGCACGUCGACUCGCUGCGCUCAAGGCCACUGGACUCCCAGUCCUGAUCUGCGUCGGUACGGACGACAUUCUUGUCCGCCCGCAGCGAUCGCACGAUCUGCACCGCCAUUUGGGUGGAGUGCUUCGUGUUUUUGACGGCGUCGGUCAUGCCCUUGUCUCUGAAGCGCACGACACGUUCAACACUGUUCUGGAAGAUCACGUUCGAGCCCACGACCCGGCUGACGUGCACGGCGUGCGUCCCGUGGCGCGGGUGCCCAACUUUGACACCCUGCCGGCCAUUGAUAGCCUGUUUUUGAUGAUGGAGUCGCCCGAAAACUCCAUGUCGAUUGCAGGUGUGAGCAUGUUUGACAGCAAGGAUGCUCCAUCACACGCAGAGCUCAUCACGCUCCUCCACAAAUGGACGCACCAAUUCCCUCGACUGCGCCAGCGAGUGAUCAACUGGCAAGCCGAUGCAUCCUCCUCGGCCAGCGGACCGCUGUCUUGGGUUGACGACCCAACCUUUGACAUUACGCGACACGUCAAAGUCAUUUCAGUCACGCCCGAAUCCCGCCUGACCGUGCAAGAGGCGAUCGGUCGCGAGCUGUCGCGUCCGUUGCUCCGAGACCGCCCGCUUUGGAAUGCCGUCUUGUUCGAUGGCGUUCCCCUUGCAGGCGUGACCGCGGCCGACGGCAAGACCGUGUACGGCGCUGAGGCUCGGGGCACUGCCCUGUUCAUCCAGCUCCAUCACGCCAUUGCUGACGGCGGCCUGAGCGUUCAUAUGAUUCUCGCCCUGUGCCAGGACUCGUCCACGGCCGCAUCAUCUGCUGCUGCGUCUGCCUCUGGCACCACAAGCACGCACCCACACAAGGCCGAUUCCGCGGACAACUUUGGGUCGACUGCCCCGCUUGCAGUGCAUUUGCAAAAGCACGACCCACACCAGCCCAUCACACGGGCAGAUCCCGCUUUGGUGAGCCGAACGUCCGCGGCGGAGAGCCACGCGCGUGUGGUCGAGCCAAAGAUGCAGCGCAAGCGCCACUACGCGCAAUUGCCGGCGCUCCGGUCGCUCUACUUGCUCGCGUCGUCCGUCUGGGCGCUGCUGAUUGGCAUUAUUGCAUGGCUCGUGUCUGCUGUCGGAGUCGGCAUCAAGAUGCUUGGGGUCAACCGUCUGGGACAGAGCCCGCUGCUGUACAUGGACGGCACCCCGCGAUCGAACGCGUCCCUCUCGUCCGUCAUUGCGACGAGUCAGCAGCGCUUGAAUGCUGCUCUCGACUGGCUCUCGCGAGGGGAGAGCGUCUGGAGUGUCAUGAAUGCGCUGCGUGGCCACUCGGGCGUGGACGUGCUCAGGCGGCUCAGCCAGCACGCUCAGUUUGCGCGGGUCUGAGACUGACUCGUUGCCUUUGAGCUUGCCGGGCAUGACGCCGACUAUCGCGACAGUAUUGCGUACCCCUGACGAAGCCCAAGUGGGUUGCGUGGACCAAGCCACUCAACCUGGUGGAGGUCAAGCGCAUCGGUCGCGCAUUCGGUGUCACCGUCAAUGAUGUUCUGGUGGCGUGUGCCGCUGGUGCGUUCAAUCGCGCCUUCCAGAUGUCCCAUCCGGGCGCCAUCCCUGCCGAACUGCCGGUGCUCAUUCCGUUCAACAUGCGAUCGCGCUUGUCGUCGCCCUUUUCGACCGCAGCCAUCCCCAAUGAAGCGGGCGUCGCCGCCUCGGCCAACCGCCAUGCCUUUGCCAAGGCUGCGUCGAGCAGUCCCAAAAAGGGCGCGUCGGCCAUCAAAAUGGGCAACCAAUCCACGAUGGUGUGGUCCUCGCUGGCCACGGGCUCGAAUUGGACGGCAGCUGCCCGUCUGAGCGAGACUCGCCGCCGCAUGGACUUGCUCAAGCAAUCGGCCGAGCCAAUGCUUGCGUGGCUGACCGUCGCCCUCGUCGGUCUGAUGCCCACCGCGAUUUCCAAGUGGCUUGUCGGAUUUUACGGAGACAAAGCCGCCGCCGUCAUCACCAACGUCCCCGGUCCGCAGCUUCCGCUCACGAUCGGCGGCCACCGCUUGCUGUCCUACACUGGCUUCAUCCCAACCCCUGGCGCCAAGGGCGUCGGGCUGACCAUCUUUUCGUACAAUGGCUCUGUCUCCGUCUCGAUGACUGGCAGCUGCCGCCUCAAGCCAUCCGUUGCCACGCUCACUGGCGCGUUUGAAGAUGAGUUUGCUGCGCUGACUCGUGCGGCGAACGACGUCCGGUGAAUUGUUGUUGUUGUUGUUGUUGCAUGAGAACGGCAUUUGUCAAACCAAAAAAAAAAAAAAAAAAAGGACUAUUUGCCCUUGAUGACCAUCUCGAAAUCGAAC